This is a messenger RNA of Acanthisitta chloris (rifleman), 924 nucleotides long. RefSeq names its product solute carrier family 39 (zinc transporter), member 3 (gene SLC39A3). The coding region runs from base 1 to 924 and encodes 307 amino acids. The record is from RefSeq and is a predicted model, not a curated record. Gene Ontology annotation, molecular function: zinc ion transmembrane transporter activity. The transcript is spliced from 2 exons. Gene Ontology annotation, biological process: zinc ion transmembrane transport. Lineage: Eukaryota; Metazoa; Chordata; Aves; Passeriformes; Acanthisittidae. Gene Ontology annotation, cellular component: plasma membrane.
AUGAAGGUGGUGGUGGCCAAGGUGUUGUGCCUGCUAGGCAUCUGUGUUCUUGUGCUGGCUGGGGCUCUGCUCCCUGUCAGGGUGAUGGAGGCUGAGCAUGACAAGGCUCAGCACUCCAGGAGGCUCCUGGCCCUCUGCAACACCUUUGGAGGAGGAGUUUUCCUGGCCACCUGCUUCAAUGCCCUCUUGCCUGCUGUCAGGGGCAAGCUGGAUGAAGUCCUCAGGCAGAGUAACAUCACCACAGACUACCCCGUGGCCGAGACCAUCAUGAUGGUUGGUUUCUUCCUCACAGUCUUCGUGGAGCAGCUCAUCCUGACCUUCCAGAGGGAGAAACCUUCCUUCAUCGACCUGGAGACCUUCAACGCCGGCUCUGACGUGGGCAGUGACUCGGAGUACGAGAGCCCCUUCAUUGCCUCCUCCCGUGGGGAACACGGACACCACUCCCACCUAGGCAUCCCCCAGCUGGGCCCCCUCGGCCCUCUACGCCUGCUGGGGCUGGUCUUUGCCCUGGGCACACACUCCAUCUUCGAGGGCUUGGCCUUGGGGCUGCAGGAGGACAGCGGCAAAGUGCUCAGUCUCUUCCUGGGGGUAGCCAUCCAUGAGACGCUGGUGGCCAUGGCCCUGGGUACCAGCAUGGCCAAGGCCUUGCUGCCGCUCAGGGAUGCUGCCAAGCUGGCCCUGGCUGUGUGCCUGAUGAUCCCGCUGGGAAUCGGCAUUGGGAUGGGCAUUGAAGGCGCCCAGAGUGCUGCCGGGAGCUUGGUGUCGCUGCUGUUGCAGGGCAUGGCCGGAGGCACCUUCCUUUUCAUCACCUGCUUCGAGAUCCUGGCCAAGGAGCUGGAGGACAGGAGCCAUCGUCUGCUCAAGGUGCUGAGCCUGGUGCUGGGCUAUGCUGUGUUGGCAGGACUGGUCCUCAUCCCCUGGUGA